UCAACAGAUAAUGACACAAAUCGAUACAACUAAAAAAUUCUAAAUUGAUAAAUGAUCACAAAUUGACAGCUACAGGAAGAAAAAGAAUUUCCGUUGUGCUUUCGGUUCUCCCAAUUAUACAAAUUUUAACUUGCCAUCAGAUAAGCUGCACACAAACUAUUAAGCAUGAUUGCUGCUGAGAGUGGUUUUAGAGGUUUCAUCUUGCUUAUAGUCGGUAUCAGCCAUGCAUCGACUAAGUACAGUCCGAAAACGUCUUCAAUUUCAAACACCAUAUAUGUUGAUUAUUCCAAGAGAAAUUUGACAGAAAUACCCAGAAAUAUUCCACGUAACAGUACAAUGUUAGACUUUCACAGGAAUAUAAUAACUGACAUUCCAUCAAAUAUUUUCCGAAACAUGUCGGACGUUACAUGGAUGGAUUUAUCCCAGAAUUGGUUGAACCAAAUUAGAAACGAAUCUUUUGCUGGUCUAAACAACUUAACAACACUGAAUGUGAGCCAUAACCACCUACACAUUUCAGACCUUGAACACAAUGCUUUUGUUCCUAUACAGCAGCUGAGGACUUUGCGUAUUGAUCAUUUAAAGUUUCCACCAAGGAGCAAGUUUCCAGAGCAACUUGUUAACAUUAAACAACUUGAAAUCUUGGAACUAGCCGCUUUCAUUGGCAUGACAUUUGAUGAAAGAUUCAAAUCCUGGACAUGUUUGCAUACAUUUAUCUCAAAAAGUUCAUAUGGGCUUCAUUUGCAAAACUAUACGUUUGCAGGUUUAGCAAACUCUCCACUAAGGACUCUUUCAAUAAAGAUUAAACAAGCUGACGAUGACGCUUUGGAACACCUGCCAAAUUUACAAAUUUUAAAUUUAUAUUUUGGAAUUGCAACAUUGCAAAAUACAAUAGAAAAUUCGUUUAAAAUGGUGUCAAACUUCACAAUUUUAACUAGGAUACUAAUGCAAAGAGUUAAUGCCAGAGCGUACAUCUUUAUCGUAACUGGUAAAUAUCUGCAUUAUUUCGAAAACAUAUGUCUGAAAGAACUUGUCUUUAGACACAUGUAUUUAGCAGAUAUUGAUGGUACAAGCUUUAAGGAAUUUGCUAUCAAUUCUGUUUGCCUUGAAAGUCUUGAGGUUUCAGGAAAUAUUGGUUCUCCAUGGAUAACACUUUUAGUCUUAUUCAAAAAUUUGAAGCAUCUGAAACUAUCAUCGAUCGAAAACAACGCAUUUUUAAAACAAGUGCGCAUGCUCCCUGCAAUGUAUCUUAGCCUGCCAAAAACCUUAGAAACCAUUGAUUUACAAGAUAUCAAUCUUAAAAUGCCGUUACCAAAUAUAACAUUUAUAAACGGAGAUAACGUUUGGUUCCUCACGUGUAGAGCGUUCACCUUAAUUGAAUGUAACGGGUCAUUACGUGGUUUGAAGAAUUUACGGUAUCUAGAUGUUUCAGAAAAUCGUUGCGGUAAUAUGAUAAAUGAGUACAUUUUUCAAAAUUUUUCAAAACUUGAGUAUUUAAUAGCAACACAUUCCGACCUUGGAACGGCAUUCAGAAAUAAUAAACGAUUGGACAUUUUACUUAAACCUCUAAAAAAUCUCAAACAUUUAGAUAUUUCUUAUAACAAUUUUAGAAUUGCUGACAUUGCCAACUUAGACUUACAGAAUCAAUACAAUGUAUUACAUUCCUUCAAUGGUUCUAACAAUGGUUUUAAUCAAGUUCCGUCUGUUUUCCGGCAUUUCAGAAAUUUGUCUUUUAUUGAUAUUUCCUACAAUAACUUAUCUACUUUCAACCGUGGCGAAAGAGAUAUAAUUGACUCUUUGAUUGGUAAAGCAAAAGUGGUUUUGGUAGGUAAUCCCUUUAAAUGUUCGUGUUCAAAUUUAGAUUUUCUAAAAUGGGCUAAACAAACAAAAGCUAGUUAUUUCGGACAUCUUUAUUGUCAACUAGAAAGCGGUGAAAACACAACAUUUUCUGAUCUUUUUGUAUAUCUGGAUCGUUUUGAAAACCGUUGCCAUGACAAGAUAUGGUUGAUAUUCUCGUUAUCAUUCACAACACUUGUUGUAAUACUUGUGGUAUUCGUUGUCAUUUAUCUUCGCUACAGAUCUGCAUUUCAAUAUUUCUAUCUCAGAAUUAAACUGAGAUUAAAACGAUACGAGGAACUGGACGGUGAUUCUUACCUGUACGAUGUCUUUAUAUGUUACAACCAUAACGAUGUUCCCUGGGUUGUUAAUUUCAAUCGCAGACUUACUGCUGAAAACUUCAAGACGUGCCUUGACGCUAAAGAUUUUAUUGCUGGAGAGGCCAUCGCUGAAAACAUUUUACGUGCUAUUGAUAGUAGCAGGAAAAUUAUCUUUAUUAUCACCGAACAUUUUCUCCAGAGUACCUGGGGUAACUACGAAAUGGAGUUAACCCGGAUGCAUGCUUUCCAGGAAGGGCGGGAAAACAUGGUCAUUGUGAUAAUGAAGGAUGACUUAUCAAUUCAUCAAAUGCCUAAAGUUCUGAAAAGAUUUUGGUAUAAAGUUACAUGCAUAAAGUGGUAUGACCAAGGAAUACAACCAUUUCAAACAGAAGAAAUAUUUUAUGAAAAUGUGUUCAGUUCACUUUCUAUUGCAUAAGUUCUACAUGUAACUAGAUUGUUUGGAAUAUUAGUUCACGUGUUAAAAUACAAAAUCAAAUAUACAAUGUUCUAGAUGAUCUCCAACUUCGCUUGACAUAUUAACCGAAUACUU
Messenger RNA from Mytilus trossulus (common blue mussel), 2703 nucleotides. Its product is annotated as toll-like receptor 4. NCBI's taxonomy places the organism in Eukaryota, Metazoa, Mollusca, Bivalvia, Mytilida, Mytilidae. Gene Ontology annotation, cellular component: plasma membrane. Gene Ontology annotation, molecular function: transmembrane signaling receptor activity; protein binding. The transcript is spliced from 2 exons. The record is from RefSeq and is a predicted model, not a curated record. Gene Ontology annotation, biological process: inflammatory response; immune response; toll-like receptor signaling pathway. The coding region runs from base 166 to 2589 and encodes 807 amino acids.